GAUUUUCGGAUUAAAGAAGUGAUGAAGUGGUAGAAAAACGAUCGUUUUCUCCCCCUCUCUCGGUCGGCGCGAAGUUCACAUUGUGCUGUUUCACGCUACAAUCAAAUGACCUCGUUGUCAGACGGAGAUCGAAGACAUAGCAGUCUUGAGCAUAAUAAUUAGUUUUCGAAGUUUACAUGUGUUAAUUUUAGCUGACAUUUUAUGACACAUCGACUUAAGAUUCUGUCACAGCAUGAAGAAAGCUAUUUUAUGUCUUAUUUGACAGUUUCAACAAAAAUUUCUUUGUGAUUCCCUCCAAAAAUUUCAACAGUUCAUUAUGCCGCUAUUACGAAAACAGCCAUUUCACCGACAACCAGUACCAACUGCCCUUCAGCCUGAUGACGAUGUAUUCCAUUGUAAACUGACAAAUGAAAUCUUCAAAGAUUAUGAGGAAUUUUUCGAAAGAAUAAUCUUGUGCAAUAGUUUGGUGUGGUCAUGUUCCAUCACAGGGAAAGCUAGUUUGACAUUCCAGGAAGCAUUGGAAUCAGAGGAGAAAGCGCUGAAGCACAUUGCUUCAUUCCCAGCAGCUCUGCAGAAACCACUUCUGUUUUUAGCGCAGAGAACCAAGCGCAGUAGAUUGGCUGAUAUGAAUGAUGAUGUUUUCAUGUUUGCAAAAGAUCGAUAUUUCAUUGGAGAAAUCGUUGAUGUUGUUGUUGGUGGAGAAAAGAAAUCUUGUAAAGUUUUAAGAGUGGUACCUCCUGUGAAGGAACAAGAAGAGGGAUGUAUUGUUAUAGAUUCAGAUGAUGAGGAAUCCACCAGCGCAAAGAAUAAAAAUGUUACAGUACCAAAAUCUGAAGAAUAUAGAUAUGUUGUUCAGGAGACAGGAAAGUCCAAUAUUACCAUAACAGUACCAAGCAAACAAGUCAGUCGAAGAAAAGGUUUAUACACAAGAGACAAGAGUAAACUUUUCCUAAAGAACAACUCAGAUAUUGAAGAUGGCUUAUGGAAGAUAAAGGUUAGUGUGCUUAAAAAAAGAGGUGUGGAUACCAUGCAGUUUGUUGACUUCUAUGCUGGUGUUAUGCCAGUUUUUGAAGUAACUGAAUCGAAAAAAAAAUCUUCCAAGAAAAAGAAGAGCAUUGACACUACAGAGACUACAACAUCAUCUAAAAAGAAAAAGGAUAAGAAAGAUAAGGAAAAAUCAGAAGAGAAAGAGAAAGAAAAACCUAAACCUCAACCAGCAGAGGAAGAUCUGACACCUGAAGAAAAAGCUGCUUUCAAAGAACAGCAGAAACAGGAGAAAUUAUUACAGAAGGAAGAGCUAAGAAGAAAGUGGGAAGAAGAAAAACUAAGAAGAAAGGAAGAGAAAGCAAAGGAAGUAGAAAAAAGACGAGAAGAAAAGAGAAUACAGGCUGAACAGUUGAAAGAAUGGAGUAGACACAGAGAUGACAUGGAGUGUGAUGAUCUUAAGGUGUUGCCAGAACCUACACCAAUCAAGACAAAAAUUCCACAAGAACUGUUUGGUGACUGUGUUUUGGUACUGGAAUUUGUAAAUAUCUUCAAGUCCUUGUUUGAUCUAAGAGCUUAUUUCCCCAGGGGUUUUACAUUUGAUGUAUUAGAAGAAGCUUUGUUAGAGACUGACCAUAAUGGAAUAUUAACUGAUGUAUUACUUAUGAUGAUGACAGCUAUAUUCAGUCUACAAGAACAAGAAGAGGCUGAGGAGGAAGAACUGUCAAAACAAGAUGAAGCUGUAACUGGAGUUCUAGAUAAUAAUGAGACAGAUGUACAAGAUACAGACCAGUUGAUGGAACUUGCCACUGUGUGUUCAUUAACACCAAUGUUAACUCAUGGAUUACUUUUAAAGAAACUCCCACUUGACUCAUUCACUUUAUCUGAGAUUGUUCGUCUUCAUUUGCUGUCAUCUGGAGCUAAAGUCAGUGACAAGAAUGUCAAAUACCGUUUCCAAGAACGUGGUGGUUACACAUCCUUGGAUGAUCCAGGAUUGGAGUUCCGUCGACGAGAAACAGCAUUGUUGAAAAAUCUUUCAUUACAAUCAAUUUUUGAUCUUCCACCAGCUGACCGUCUGAAAAUAAUUACUGUUUUGAUACAACAAUUUAUGACCUAUGCAGCCUCCAGGGAUACAAUUGAAGAUGGUAGUGAAAGGUUAAGACUGUUGAGAUAUGACCUAAAACAGAUGCAAUGGGCAGAACAAAGAAGGGAACGAGAAGAAGCAGGGGCAAAGUACAAGAAAAAAAUGGAAGAAAAGGCUAGAGAAAGGGAUAAAAGGGAAGAGUGGAGACAGAACUGUUUGAAAGAGCAAGAGCAAAGAAAUAAAAGAAAGGAGGCGGGUGAGGAUGUUUCAAAAUUGCCUCCUAUUGAUUGGCAGUACAAGAGUGAUGAAGUUGAACCAACACCUGAAGAAAAAGAAGAAGUAAGGCAUCAAGAAGAAGAGGAAGAAGCAAAUAAAAAGGCAGAGUUUGCCUUGAAAGAGAAGAAAGUGCUUGACGAUCUUUCCAAAUUACAACAAAAUUGUUCUAUUGUUCCUGUAGGAAGAGACAGAAUGUAUAGGAGAUAUUGGAUUUUCAAUUCUAUUCAGGGACUUUUUGUAGAAGAUGACGAAAAACACGUAGAUACGAAACAGCUACAACCAUCAGAUGUUAAAUUCUUAACUGGAAACACAGAAAAACCAAAAGAUGAAAAUGGUAGUGAUAAAGAAAAUGAUUCUAUAAAUACUCCUAACAAAAGUAACAAUAAUACAAGUAUUAAUGGACCAAAAAGUAUUUCUAAUGAACAGAAUGCUGUUACGAAGAAUGGUGAUGUUGUUUGUAUAAGUGACGAGGAAAACUCACGAAAUGCAAACAGUGUUGUAAAAAUGGAAGUUGACAUAGGUAAUGAAGAAAAAUCUCAUCCCAUCUUACCAGAAAAUGAAGUGAUAAGACAAAUAGUCAGUAGGCAGAAAAAUCAAUGGGCUUUUAUUUCAACUGAGGAGGAAUUUGAACAUUUACUGAAUUCACUGAACUGUCGUGGAUACAGAGAGUCUGCUCUGAGAGCAGCAUUAUUAGAAAAUAGAUCUCGUAUUGAAGACAGUAUUGAUAAGUGUCCAGUAGAUGCAAUAUUUAAAGACACAGAUGAUACUGAAUCCGUUAAUGAGGACAAUAAUGAUUCUACUAAAAAGUCAAAGUCCACUAUCAAAAAGACAUCAAAAGGUCUUAUUAAGUCUGACUCAGCUCAGGAAGUGCUAGAAAUUAAUCUACGGGAACUUUUAUUGGAUCUGGAGGAGAGAAUUUAUGUUGGAGCAUUGGGAACUCUGAAGAUUAAAGAUAGACUUGCAUGGAGAGAUGCUCUUGAAAAAGGGAGUUUUGAUCCUCAAUCUGAUGAUCCCUUGUAUGCCAAGUUUGAAGUUAAGAAAAAUGAAGAAAAUGGUGAAUGUGAUGAUGCGUCAUCUGUAAGUUCAGGAGAUACCACAGAGUCAAUAGUUAAAGAUUUAUCAAAGGCAUUACUGCAAAUACAACAUGGCAUAGAAUCAAAAUACUUGGUAACACCAUUAGGUGAAGUAGAUGAAAAACAGAAAAAGUCUAUAGCAGAACUGAAGAAAGAAAAGCUUGAAAGAGAGAAAGAAGAACAGAUGAAGAAAAAAGAAGAAGAGGACAGUGAUGCUGAGGAAGAAAAAGUGCCACAGAAGACAACAUUAGAAAGAUGGCAGGAUUCUUUAUUACACUGUACAAGUCUGUCACAAAUCUUCCUAUAUCUUGGAACAUUAGAGAAAAGUAUCGCAUGGUCAAAGUCUGCACUUAAUGCCAGGUGUAGAGUAUGUAGGAGAAAAGGAAAUGCAGAUCAGAUGUUACUGUGUGAUCUAUGUGAUCGUGGUCAUCAUAUUUAUUGUCUGAAGCCACCCCUUAAGAUUGUUCCGACUGGAGAUUGGUUUUGUCCUGAUUGUAGACCAAAAGAAAUAAAGCGUAGUCCGUUAAAAGGAAGAAGAAAAACAUUUGUUGAAGAAUCGGAGAAUGAAGAGAAAUCAUCAAGUGAGGAAGAAGAUGACUCAUCGGAUGAAGAGGAGGUGGAAGGAGAAGAGGAAGAUUCAGAAGAGGAGCAGGAGAGUGACGAGGAGGAUGUGGAAUGUGCUGUGUGUAAUAAGGGAGGAACUCUAAUUUGUUGUGACGCUUGUCCACUGUUCUAUCAUCUCGGAUGUGCCAAUCCACAGCUGAAAAAAGUACCAAGAGGCAAAUGGUUAUGUCAGAUAUGUUUGGGUACUGGAACAUCUGGGAAAAUCAAAUUACCAAAACAUACUAAAGGAAAGCUGAAAUGUACACCUAAGUCAACACCAAGUAAUAGCAGAAAAGGUAGUCCUAGAGAAAGUCCAAUAACAGUUCCAAAAGGAUCCAGGAAACGUCCAUUGGCUGAACUAGAAGAUAAUGGUCCGAAACUAAAGAAAGGUGGCCGUUCAGCAUCUAAGCUUCCCCAUGUAAAUGGAGAUAUGGAUCUUGGUGCAGCCAAAAGUAUAGCAAGUAGUUCUAGAGGAACACCUAAAGUACACCUAUUGAGAAACUGUGAAGAGAUCGUCCAUGACCUAGUCAAACAUGAAGAUUGUUGGCCUUUCUUAAAACCUGUUAGUAAAAAACUGGUUCCAGAUUACCAUCUGAUUAUAAGCAGACCAAUGGAUUUUGCCACUAUUAGAAACAAAAUAAAUAAUUACGGUUAUUCCAAUUUGAUUGACCUUGUAACAGACGUCCGCCAAGUGUUCUCCAACUGCUUUGAAUACAAUAAAAAGACAAGUGUAGAAUUCAAAGCGGGACUAUCAUUAUCAAAAUUGUUUGAGAAACGUUUAAAAGAUUUAAAUAUAGAUGUACCAGAAUCAUCUGCACCACCAAGCAAACGGUCAAGAAGGACAUUAUGAUAAAAUGAAGCAUUUUUCUUAUUUAUGACACAUUUCAUAUAAAAUUUUUCAAAUAUUUUUAUCAAUAUUUUGCCAAACUGCCAUCCAUUUAUAGGAACACCUUGAACAAAGGGAGAAAUGCCUUUUUUUACAACAAAAAAGAAUGUGUACAAGUGCAUUUAAUUUGAGUUGUUCAACUUGAUAAUUAGGUGAACCUUGGUUUCUCUGUUUACUAUUGUAAAUGUAGAAAGAAAGUGGACAAACAGGUUUUCCGGUCAUUUUGUUAACCUUGAUUUGAUUUGUUGGUGGGUUACUCUUUUGAUGAAUGGAAAACAAUUGAAUUAUUGAUUUUAUGGCAAAGCAAACUUGACGUCUGCUGUAACAAUGAAAUAGCUGAUAAGCUGGGUACCUGAAUUUGCUAGUCAUUCUUCCCCAGAGUUGGGAUGUAGAGCUAUACUUUCAAAAACCUGUACAAGACGAGUACUCUUCUGAAAAAAUAAUGCAUAAUAUACUAUAAAUGUACUAACGUGUACUGAAUGAUUGUACUCUGGUCAUAUUUAUGUUGGAGAAAUAUUAUUUUUUGAAGCAUUUUGAUGUGAAAAUGUUUUGCUAUGGUUUAAUUUAUGAAUGUUAUUUAUAUUUCUGGUUUUAAAGAAAAUAAAAGAAUAACAUUGAGACAUAUAUUUUACCAAAUUUCCAUGUGAUAUCUGCCCUGAAUAUUUCAAAUAUGGAUUACAUUUCAUUUCUUUCAAGCUUCAUUCUUAUAUGGUGUAUUUCAAUUUCUUGCAUGAUCUAUGGUAGAAUUUUAAGUGUGACCCUAUAAAAUAAAAUAAAAUCUUGAAUUUAUAUUUGCCAGUUAAAGAAAUCCAUUUGACAUAGAAAAAAAUAAGUGGGUAUUAAAUAUGAAAAUCAAAACUGCUUUCGUACAAUAUAUGUAUUUUAAGGUAAUUAGAUACAUGUAGUAUAUGUUCAAAUAAAAUGUCCAUUGUAAGGAACUUGCAUAUACAUUGAUAUUUUGGGUAAGGCAUUAUGAUUGAGUGGAUAUUUUUUGUAAAAUAUCUUAAAUUAUACCUGUGUCUUUGACAAAUAUACAAUCAUUAAAAUGUGAUCUUGUACACAGUUGAACAAAAUGUCAAGGUGUAUCAAACCUGUACUAGUUAAAACUUUUGAAUUUUUAAUAAAUCUGAAAUAAAUAUAUUUUGCAAAAUUAUAUAAGUAUUAAAAUACACCAAAGAAUUUUAACUGAAAAAAUGAAACUAGGACUAAAAAUUGAACAGAAUAUGCAUGAAAUAGUUGUGACUGGACAUUAGGCAUUCUUGUUGGAGGCCAUCCCAUUUAAAUGUACCUCAUACCUUUGGAAUGUACAGAAUUUGGCUUAUCAUCCAUAGAUAUUUUUGUAGGUGUGAUAAGAAAAGAGAAAACAAAUAUAAGCUAUUCUGAAGUGUUAUUUUUGUAACCAUAUAUGUCCAAAGUAACUGUUAGAGAGAAAACAGCUUGGGUCCAUAUUGAUUAAGAUAUUUUUACCUCUAAAAUCAGGGAUCACCUUAUCGGCUCAUCCAAGACCAUGUACCGCACCCUUGAAUAUCUUCAAUCACCAGAAUUGACUUAUUCUCUGUUUCACCUUAGAAUUAUGUAGUAAACUUAAAUAUCAAGGUAUGCACUAUUUGAACAAGAUUCUAAUGACAUUAAGCAAGCAACAUUUAGAUUUUUAAAGUUUCUUAUAUUGAAGGUUACUAUUGGAUAAAGCUCCUGCUGAAUUUUCAUGUUGGAUAUUUAUCUUGAGAUAACCCACAAAAUGAUCUGUGAAAGAUGUCUAGGAAUAAGAUUUUGAUAAGUUUAAAUACAAUUAUUACAUUGGUUGCAAUGAAUUACAUUGAUUUCCCAGUGAAAUAAAAACCGAUAAUUUCACAUGUGAAAUAAACGUGGUUAUUUCACUCCUCUGACGUCAUACAACAAUAGGCGUUGUCAAGACGUCGAUAAUGUCGGAUCAAAACAAAUUGUGAAUGUGUAGAAAAAGAUAUAGUUCCUUACAUUUUCUACUUUAAUUUCAUAAAAAAAGCCAUUUGCCAAUGUAAUAAAAAGAAUAACUAAUCAAAGAAUUCAAAUAUCGAAAAAUAUUCAACUUGUGACCGAACAACACUGAUAAUUAACUCAUGCGCUACACGCAUUCGUGAAUUAAUGUGUUGUUCGGUCACUCUUUGAAUAUUUUUCUCUAUUUGAAUUCUUCGAUUAGUUAUUCUAUAAGUAUGAACAUUUUUUACCAUACAUCAACUAUAUCCAAUGGUGAUUCCUGUAUUUAGUGUACAAGUAUUGAUCAAAGUUGAUAAUAUUCAUACAAGUCGUCCACAUUAUUAUCGUUCAUUAAACAAUAUGUAUGAUGUUAUUUAUUGACAUUGUACUACUAUAUUUAAUAAAUUAUUGAGUUUUGUACAA
Mytilus californianus (California mussel) is the source of this 7282-nucleotide messenger RNA. Its product is annotated as bromodomain adjacent to zinc finger domain protein 1A-like. Gene Ontology annotation, molecular function: protein binding. Gene Ontology annotation, biological process: chromatin remodeling. NCBI's taxonomy places the organism in Eukaryota, Metazoa, Mollusca, Bivalvia, Mytilida, Mytilidae. The coding region runs from base 317 to 4870 and encodes 1517 amino acids. The record is from RefSeq and is a predicted model, not a curated record. The transcript is spliced from 24 exons.